CCCCCCCCCUCCACAGAACGCCCCGCCGCGUUCGUCCUCCACCACCAUUCGGACCGGUCUCACUAAGCGCCAGGCCCGGAAGGGACGCGCGCCGACCAAGAAGUAUGGACCCUCUCUCCAGCAGGCGGCGACGACCACCUCCUCCGCCCUCGAUAGUCUGACUUCCUCUGACUACUCGACCUCGUCGUCGCUGGAGUCUUCCUCGGCCUCCGACGUCUCUUCCGCGCCGCCUUCUCCGCUUCCGAGUCCUCUCGCCCUCUCUUCCCUAUCUGCGUCCCUACCGGGCUCGAGCCAGCAUGGUGGCGCGGCAGCAUGCGAUGGCGCUGGGUUUCGACACCUUCCGCAAGAAGUCGUCGACCUCAUCAUGUCCUUCGUGCCCUCGCCCUUUCCCGUCGCUCUCAUCUACGUCUGCAGGUCGUGGUACCAUGCCGGUAUCAAAUACGUCUACCGACGACCGCGGCUCUACCCCAAAAACUACCUCGACUUUGUCACCACUAUCUCAUCCUCAGACGUGCUCGGCAAGUACGUGCACGUCCUCGAUCUUCGCUUCACGAUCCAGUCCGGCAAGAACUCAUACACCUCCCGUCUCCUUCGCCGGUGCUCGAAAACCGUCGAGGAAUUCUACGCGCCGCAAACAAGUUUUGGCUACGCGCCGCUUAUCUCGGUCCGCCACUGUAUGAACCUCCGCGUGCUCGACCUCUCGCUCGUUUCCGAAACCGUCGACCUCCGCGAGCUUUUCCAAGCCAUCAAAAACCUCCAAAAGCUCACUGUCUUGAAUUUCCCGCGCUCCUCCGUCUUUUGCGUCGAUUUCGACGACAACCUCUGGCCUCCAAACCUGUCUACUUUAGGUCUCGCCGGCGGUAUAUCAGACGACUUCCUCCUCACCACUCGCUUCCCCGACACAAUCACCGAGCUGACGAUGGCGCACUGCCCGUUUGUCAAAAUGGAUGCCGUCAAGAGCUUGCUCCGCCAGCUCGGACCCACGCUCACCGCCUUACGCAUCACAUUCCCGAUGCCGGCCCUCGGCUUCAACGCGCUCGACACCGCGCUAUCGCUGUGUCCUCGCCUGUACCGCUUUAUCGUCUCGACAGACUACAUCACCCACCGGAUGCUCUCGAGCGAAAACUGCUUCACUGACCAUCCGCUCGAGAUCCUCGAGCUCGACUGUAGUGGCAUGUUGGGGCAAUCUCACAAGAUCCAGGCGGAUGACAUUGCCCUCGCGAUUCUCGAGGGCAGGCUUCCAAAGCUGAGGAUCGUGAGGGCGAGUAUUAAGUUGGGCUGGUCCAAGGAUGACGAAGAGGUCAGUGAGCUGAUUGAGGUUUUGAGUGAGAAGGAGGAUGGUGGGCUGUGGAUUUCUUGAUUAUUAUUUACAGCUACGUUUGGAAAUAUUGUGUAUUAUUAUUUGUUCAUGGUCAGGCAUUGGGUGUGGUGGGGAUUCUCUUAUUUAUAUCAAACU
This is a messenger RNA of Myxozyma melibiosi, 1456 nucleotides long. RefSeq lists its product as uncharacterized. The coding region runs from base 365 to 1360 and encodes 331 amino acids. NCBI's taxonomy places the organism in Eukaryota, Fungi, Ascomycota, Lipomycetes, Lipomycetales, Lipomycetaceae. The transcript has a single exon. The record is from RefSeq and is a predicted model, not a curated record.